AUGUCAAAAUCUGCCUUGGACUCGCUGACCAGAAGCUUGGCCCUGGAGCUGAUCCGGAAGGGGAUUCGCGUCAAUGGGAUCAAGCCUGGGGCGAUUAGCUCGAAUAUUAUGCAAAAGCAAGGAGCUACAGAUGAGGCUUUGCAGCAGUUGGAAAAGAAAAUGUCGAGCAGCUUCGCCCUGAUCCCGGCUGGAUUCUACGGAAAACCAGAAGACAUCGCCCAUCUUACCGCCUUCCUCUGUGAUAGAGAGCAAUCCCGCUACAUCAUCGGCCAGAGCAUUCGCGUUGAUGGAGGAACCUCGUUGGUCUGCCCAAUGAUGCUGGGUGAAGAGAUAUCGACUGUUCAGAAGCUCGAAACGAACCAA
This is a messenger RNA of Mesorhabditis spiculigera, 363 nucleotides long. The record is from the annotation of a GenBank genome assembly. Lineage: Eukaryota; Metazoa; Nematoda; Chromadorea; Rhabditida; Rhabditidae.